Suillus discolor is the source of this 432-nucleotide messenger RNA. RefSeq lists its product as uncharacterized. Bases 1 to 432 code for a protein of 143 amino acids. The transcript has a single exon. The record is from RefSeq and is a predicted model, not a curated record. NCBI's taxonomy places the organism in Eukaryota, Fungi, Basidiomycota, Agaricomycetes, Boletales, Suillaceae.
AUGCCUCCUCAAUGCAAGAACAAUUCUCGGGUUGCUGCCAGAGCCAUUGGUGCUACUCCCAUUGCUACACCUGUUUCUCCUAUCCCUGUCGCUGCUCCUGUUGCACCUGUUCCUGUUGCUCCCACUUCCGCUGUUGCUCCCGUCGCUGCUGCAGUGAAUGCAACUAUCCUUCGUAAUCCUCGAAGGCACCAUCAGCUUCCUCUCAGAUUUAGGCAGGACGAUGGAGAUAAAGGGGAAUUCUUCAACCUUGAGAAUGUCUCUGGGGAUGAAGAAGAUGAAGUGGUCGUCUCACCUGCACCCACAGUUAGACCUGCUGCAAGCCAUAGCCCACUGCAGACCACUAUGAAUACGGUGAAGGUUCAACGAUACAGCGAGGCACGAACAAUGCUCCUGACUGUAUCUAUAAUUGUUGUAAGGUCGCGCGUUGCCUAG